UUCAGAAACAACAUUUGUAUAGAGGAAGAGGAAAAGGCGAGUGUUAUCAAAAUGUUUUGGCCAUAUGUGACUUCAACAUGGUAUUUACUUUUCUCGUGGCCGGAUGGGAAGGAGUAGCACAUGAUUCUAGAAUAUUGUCUGAAUCUUUAACAAAUGCUAAUGCACCAUUUCCACUUCCUCCUCCGGAUAAAUAUUAUCUAUGUGAUGCUGCGUAUGCACACACUCGUGGAUUUAUGGCACCAUAUCGAAAUGUGAGGUAUUGGCUUGGAGAUUUUCGCCGAAAUCGUGCAUUGACCGACAAAGAAAAAUUCGACCACGCACAUGCAAAACUUAGAAAUGUUAUUGAACGUUCUUAUGGGGUAUUAAAGGCACGUUUUCCAAUAUUAAAAAAAUGGCCCCCUUCUCGUUGCUUACACAACGAAAUGUUACGAUUGCAUGUUUUGCGCUUCACAAUUUUAUACGGAAAGAGGGCUUAAGUGAUGAC
This is a messenger RNA of Helianthus annuus (common sunflower), 484 nucleotides long. RefSeq lists its product as uncharacterized. The record is from RefSeq and is a predicted model, not a curated record. The coding region runs from base 78 to 476 and encodes 132 amino acids. The transcript has 2 exons. NCBI's taxonomy places the organism in Eukaryota, Viridiplantae, Streptophyta, Magnoliopsida, Asterales, Asteraceae.